Molecule: messenger RNA, 2913 nt
Organism: Microcebus murinus (gray mouse lemur)
Lineage: Eukaryota; Metazoa; Chordata; Mammalia; Primates; Cheirogaleidae
Source: RefSeq, a predicted model, not a curated record
CUGUCAUCAGAACCAACCAGAAGGCAAAAGGCUUAUGAUGUCAGCCAAAGAGGUUAACCUCCAGGACAGAGAGCAGAUGGAGAAGGAUGUAGAGUGAAUCUGUAGGACCAAAAGCAAGCUACCCAGCCCAGUGACCUUACUAUCUCUCUGGCACUUGCUGUGCAAGGGAUAGAGACUAAAGAUAUGGUCCACCUCUCAACUGACUCACAGCUGGGCUGGGAUGACAGUCCAAUAAACAGAUCUGCAACACAGUGCAUAAGCUAAAAAAGCUGAGUGAAGACAGUUUGACAAAGCAGCCUGAAGAAGUUUUUGAUGUAUUAGAGAAGCUUGGAGAAGGGUCUUAUGGAAGUGUAUUUAAAGCGAUACAUAAGGAAUCUGGUCAAGUUGUCGCAAUUAAACAAGUACCUGUUGAGUCAGAUCUUCAGGAAAUAAUCAAAGAAAUUUCCAUAAUGCAGCAAUGUGACAGCCCAUAUGUUGUAAAAUAUUAUGGCAGUUACUUCAAGAACACAGACCUCUGGAUUGUUAUGGAGUAUUGUGGAGCUGGCUCUGUCUCAGACAUAAUUAGAUUACGAAACAAGACAUUAACAGAAGACGAAAUUGCAACCAUUCUUAAAUCUACAUUGAAAGGACUCGAAUAUUUGCACUUUAUGAGAAAAAUACACAGAGAUAUAAAAGCUGGAAAUAUUCUCCUCAAUACAGAAGGCCAUGCAAAAUUGGCAGAUUUUGGAGUAGCUGGUCAAUUAACUGAUACAAUGGCAAAGCGUAAUACUGUGAUAGGAACUCCGUUUUGGAUGGCUCCUGAGGUAAUUCAAGAAAUAGGCUAUAACUGUGUGGCUGACAUCUGGUCCCUUGGUAUUACUUCUAUAGAAAUGGCUGAAGGAAAACCUCCUUAUGCUGAUAUACAUCCAAUGAGGGCUAUUUUUAUGAUUCCUACAAAUCCACCACCAACAUUCAGGAAGCCAGAACUUUGGUCUGAUGAUUUCACCGAUUUUGUUAAGAAGUGCUUAGUGAAGAAUCCUGAGCAGAGAGCUACUGCAACACAACUUUUACAGCAUCCUUUUAUCAAGAAUGCAAAACCUGUAUCAAUAUUAAGAGACCUGAUUACAGAAGCUAUGGAGAUCAAAGCUAAAAGACAUGAAGAACAGCAGCGAGAAUUGGAAGAGGAGGAAGAAAAUUCGGAUGAAGAUGAGCUGGAUUCCCACACCAUGGUGAAGACUAGUUCUGAGAGUGUCGGCACGAUGCGGGCCACAAGCACAAUGAGUGAAGGGGCACAGACCAUGAUUGAACAUAAUAGCACCAUGUUAGAAUCUGACUUGGGGACCAUGGUUAUAAACAGUGAGGAUGAAGAAGAAGAGGAUGGAACUAUGAAAAGAAAUGCAACUUCACCACAAGUACAAAGACCAUCUUUCAUGGACUACUUUGAUAAGCAGGACUUCAAGAAUAAGAGUCAUGAAAACUGUAAUCAGAACAUGCAUGAACCCUUUCCUAUGUCCAAAAAUGUUUUUCCUGAUAACUGGAAAGUUCCUCAAGAUGGAGACUUUGACUUUUUAAAAAAUCUAAGUUUAGAAGAACUACAGAUGCGGUUAAAAGCACUGGACCCUAUGAUGGAACGAGAAAUAGAAGAACUUCGUCAGAGAUACACUGCUAAAAGACAGCCCAUUCUGGAUGCAAUGGAUGCGAAGAAAAGAAGACAGCAAAACUUUUGAGUUUGGUUUCUUCUCUGUUUAGCUAUUCUGGAGAACAAGAAACCACUAAGAAUGGAAGAAAUAUUAGGGCUUUUUUUAAUCCCUAAGAUUUAUGCUCUACCAUUAGGCAAAGAUCAAAAACUGAUGAUGGUACAUACCCAGGUAAAUUCCCAAAAGGCUAAAUUUAUAAUUAUAUUCACUCUGUUUUCACUCUUACAUGAGAACAACAGAAAUGUAUUCUCUUUUUCUGUCGGCUGUAUACCAGAAAUAAAACUGGGUCAUAAUAUGAAGGUUGUGUUUAGAGACCUUGAAAAUCCAAAACUAUUGUUUAAUUGUAUAGCACUGAAGGGCUUUAUGUUACAAUAUUCUUUAUUCCUAUGUAGUAGUGUAUUUAUUGUAUCCCCUUAGGUAAACUUAUUUAUUUAUGCUAUUUCACUUUGUUUUGUUUUUAAAGGAUAAGAUCAGGAUAGCUUUGGUGAAGGUAGGGUCAUAUUAAUAGAUGAUAAUGUACAACCAAAUUAUACUUUAAGCAGGGAGAUAUAGGGUAUGUUCCUUGAUUUCCAAGAUAGUUUUCCAAUAAAAGCGAAGCAAUAAUGGCAGUAGUACUCCAAUGGACUAGGCCUUUUUAUAUUGAAGCAAUAAUUCCAUUUUUACCUUUUGAAAUUUUGUUUAAUCUUUUGAUUUUUGAUGUUUGGUACAAAUAGAACUAUAUAUAUUUAGGUCAAGCAAAGCUAUAAUGUUUAAAACCAAAGAAAUCAAUGGAACUCUUGCACAAAAUGUGUUUAAUAUUUUAAAAGAAAUGAAAACUUAAUACAAAUGUAAUUUGUUAAUAUUAUUUUGUGUUUCGUGUGUAGGUCUGAUAACUAAACUGAAUCAAACUGUAAUAACCUCAUCAAAUUUACUUCUCUGAAAAUAUACCCUUAUUGUCACAGGACUUUUUUUGUUGAUUUCAUUUAUUUUCUGGGAAUUGGUAAAUAUCAUGUGCCUGAUGAUAACACAAUAGCAAAAACAUUUUUACUGAACUGUGCAAGCCUUGGGGACUGAAAAAGAAGAUUAAAAUCAUUAAAAAGAAACUCAUUUCCACACUGAAUGAACAUUUGUAUGAUUGAACUGGGACCAGUCAUUUCCUAAGCUACAUAUGGCCAUCAUGACAGUGUUUGUUCUGUUGUGUGUUUAAUUACUACGUGUAAAUCAUAAAGAGAAAUAAAUUUUACUGUGCCACCCAGCA